Arabidopsis arenosa is the source of this 1524-nucleotide messenger RNA. The record is from the annotation of a GenBank genome assembly. NCBI's taxonomy places the organism in Eukaryota, Viridiplantae, Streptophyta, Magnoliopsida, Brassicales, Brassicaceae.
AAUAUAUUUAUUACGGGACACUCUACACAAAACGGCGACGUUAUUUUCAAUUUCUCCUACUUGUCUCCGUUGUUGCCAUCCGCAAAAUCGACGAAGAAGACGAUUACCAGAGUUUGUUUUAGGAUAUGGAAGCAGUGUGCAAACGGAAAUUUGAAGAGACCACCGUGUCGCGUGAUGUAGCUAAUAGCGGUUUUAUAUCGGAAGAAGAAUGGUCUGCCGCUGUAAAUAACGAUCCACCAUCUGGAUGGACUGACGAAGAUGAUGAUGUAGUUAGUAGCGGUUUUAUAUUGAAAGAAGAAUGGUCUGCCGCUGUACAUAACGAUCCACCAUCUGGAUGGACUGACGAAGAUGAUGAUGAUGUGGUCACGGAUUUGGAGCAAGAGUUAUAUCGCCAAAUUCGCGAAUCCGAUGGAUUUGAUGUUGACAUACGUAUUCCGAGUAGUUUUCUUUAUGUGUACAAAUGUGCCAACAAUGAUGACUAUCGUGAUGCUGACAUUGUUGGCAUUUGUGCUAGAGUGGGACUCCAUUGGUACAAUUUUCACAAGGGCUCAAACCUUGAGUUUAUGCAUCUAGAUAAAUAUAACUCUAGAUUCUGUGCGCUUAUGACUUACCAUAUAACUGCGGAGGCUAUUGAUCCAGCCAACGAUUCACGUUUCACUUUCCAGACAUGUGCUACGAGAACUACAUGUAAGAACGAUGAAGACCUGAGGAUACUGACUGAAGUUUGUAGAAUAAAACCCAAGAUUCAAGGUACUGGAGACAUAUUAAAGCGAUGGAAUGACGAAGCAAUUGAUGAUAUCUACAAAGGCAAUCUACCUGAGUGGAUUUCGGAUGAUGCUUUGAUACCAUGCAGUGAGCAAGAUCAGUUUUAUGAGGUGCAAGAGUCAGAUAUCCAAGAACACAACUGGCUUAAUCUAUACACUGAAAUUGCGUCUUACUCGCUGUGGGAAGGAGACAUGAGGCUUGAGUCUUGUGUGCCGGUGCAGAUUAUGAAGGUCAUUGUAGAGACUCGUGAAGCUGUGGAGUCAAAGGAAAAGUUGAUGGCUGGGAAUGCGAUCUUCUACAUUAGUUUCAGAGUCUUGAAUGCUCCUCAUGGUCCACCUCAAGAUCACAGAGCCAUUGUAAGAAGAACCAUUGAUGGGAUUCCAGGGCAUGUUUGUCUUGAGUUUAAGUGUUGGCUCAAGGAUCUAUCAAGAAGGUCGUUGUACAAAGCCAUGGAGCCAAAGCAAGAGCUCAAGGCUGGGAAUGCAAUCUUCUACAUCAGUUUCAGGGACUGUGGUCUGACCGAAGAUCACCGAGCCGUGGUAAGAAGAACCACAGAUGGGCAUCCAGAACACCUUUUUCUUGAAGUUAAGUGCCAGUUGCGGACUUGCCGAGCUGCUCUAACUAAAUUCUUCUGCUCUAUUGACUAAAUUUGGUCUGAACACAUGUUAGUUUAAUAUGUUGCAGAUUAUCCUCUGCCUUUUAUUUAUUUAUAUCUGGUGUUCCAAUGUAAUCUACUCAUAACAAAAUCUUAUCAAGUUA